Messenger RNA from Penaeus chinensis, 1470 nucleotides. RefSeq lists its product as uncharacterized. The coding region runs from base 70 to 1221 and encodes 383 amino acids. The record is from RefSeq and is a predicted model, not a curated record. The transcript has 2 exons. NCBI's taxonomy places the organism in Eukaryota, Metazoa, Arthropoda, Malacostraca, Decapoda, Penaeidae.
CGUCAGGUGACCUUGACCUUUGUAUUCCGUUACUUUGCUUUUUAAUAUACGUUUUACUUCUGUGUCUAGAUGUUCUCGUCAAAGCAAGGGGUGCAAGCCUCAGCAUUAUAUUUUUUGGCAUGCCUCGUGAUCUCACAGAUGGCCUCCAAGUGCUUCCAGUCCUACUCCGCCUCCAGUUCCGCCGCCGCAGCUCCUCCCGAGGGCGCUGACGACCAUGCGGUUCCUUCCAGCGCGCCACCUGGUGAUGCGGCCGACUACGACUCCAGUGACGACGGCGAUUACGUCUACCUGCCGAAGGGGAGGGACUACAUCUUGGGCAGAGAGGAUGCCAACGACGAAGAAUUCGAGUUGGACGCCCUCGAGCCGUCUGCGUUCGAGUGGCGGGCGGAGGAUAACGUUCCCAAGCGGUUCGCAUUCUCAGCUUGCUCUAGGGACUUGCCCCAGGGACUGACUGUCGACGAGUGUCUGUGGAGGUUCCGGCGCGACGGCGAGGUAUUCGGGGUGAAGGCGUACAGGCUGUGCGUGCGUGACGGCACGGCUCCGGGCUACACCAGCGCCCUCGAAAUUUACGCAGGCGAGAGCGAGGGCGACAUCCCCGCGCCUGGGAGGGUGGUCGUCGACCUCAUGGCAGCCGCCGGCCUCUUCGAGAAGGGCUACGAGCUCUUCACCGACUCGUGGUAUACCUCGCCGGCACUCUUCCGCUUCCUGCAGGGCCGGCAGACCAACGCCGUGGGCACCGUGCGCUCCCACCGUAAGCAUAUGCCGACGGACCUCAAGAAGACCCGCGACGAGGUGGUCCUCCGCAGCACCCCGACAGGCAUACUGUGCCUGAGAUGGUUCCGUGACAGCCGCGUCACCAUGCUCUCGACAGUGCACGAUGCCGAAAUCGUCGACGACCCGUCCAAGCCCGGGCUCACGGUGCCCAAGGUGGUUUCCGACAGCCGCCCCGCCAUGAGGAGAGCGAGGCAGCACGACCCGAUGAAUCCGCCGACCCCCGCCGUCCCAGAGGCCAUCAGCUGGUACAAGAGGGUGCUCUUCUACCUCCUGCAGGUGGCGGCGGCCAACGCCUUCUUCGUGCACGGGGCCCUCGGGGGAAAGAUGACCCGCUACUGCUUCAACAGGCAGCUCGUGGUCGAGCUCAUCCGGGGGUCCACCGGCAAGGAACCGCAGGCCUCGGCGUCCGCGCCUCCUGCAGGGCACCGUAGAGAGCCUCUAGUUUGAGUUCUGGUUUCUUUGUUUUGCUUUGUUUGUUUUUCGGAAAUGAAUGUGAAAAAAACUAGUUUCCUCUAAAACAAGGCUUUGCGUUAGAGGAAUUAUAAAAGAGUAAUUUUGCCUAAUAAGCUUUUAUCCUGCACCCUAAAUCAGGAAUAGAUAUUAAUGUAAUUGUGGAAAAUGUCAAAAUUCGUUUGUUCGUUGCUGCGCAGCAUAACUGCAAGGAAGCGAGCUUCAUUGGGCACCUGUUAUAUAGAU